Messenger RNA from Aethalodelphis obliquidens (Pacific white-sided dolphin), 2357 nucleotides. RefSeq names its product ubiquitin conjugating enzyme E2 E2 (gene UBE2E2). Lineage: Eukaryota; Metazoa; Chordata; Mammalia; Artiodactyla; Delphinidae. The transcript has 6 exons. The record is from RefSeq and is a predicted model, not a curated record. The coding region runs from base 176 to 700 and encodes 174 amino acids.
GGCACGCGCAGUCGCGGGCGCGCGCGCUGACGGCCGGGCGGCGGCGGCUCACGGAGGCGGUGGCUCCACUUUUCAGGACUCAGGGGCGGCCACAGCGACAGCCGCGGGCAGUAGCCUCGGGAGCCGGAGCUGGAACGGCCGGGGCGGCGGCGGCGGCGGCGCCGGGGGAUCUAAAAUGUCCACUGAGGCACAAAGAGUUGAUGACAGUCCAAGCACUAGUGGAGGAAGUUCUGAUGGAGACCAACGUGAAAGUGUCCAGCAAGAGCCAGAAAGAGAGCAAGUUCAGCCCAAGAAAAAGGAGGGAAAAAUAUCCAGCAAAACAGCUGCUAAAUUGUCAACUAGUGCUAAAAGAAUUCAGAAGGAACUUGCAGAAAUUACGUUGGACCCACCUCCCAACUGUAGUGCUGGACCCAAAGGAGACAACAUUUAUGAAUGGAGGUCAACUAUAUUGGGACCCCCAGGAUCUGUCUAUGAAGGAGGGGUGUUCUUUCUUGACAUUACCUUUUCACCAGACUAUCCGUUUAAACCCCCCAAGGUUACCUUCCGAACCAGAAUUUAUCACUGUAAUAUUAACAGCCAAGGCGUGAUCUGUCUGGACAUCCUGAAAGACAACUGGAGUCCGGCCCUCACCAUUUCUAAAGUUCUCCUGUCCAUCUGCUCUCUUCUUACAGACUGCAAUCCCGUAUUUCAAACUUUUUAAACCUACCAUAAAAAUGCACAGAUCGUGGACGUUGAUUUUGAUGAAUUUUGACAAUUGCAUCCAUCUGUGUAAGCACCACCCAAAACAAGAUGUAAAACAUUUCCUUGAUCCCAGAACAUUCCUUUAAGCCUUUUUCCUGUCAGCUCCUCUCCCGACCCCCAGGGAACACAUUCUGAUUUCUAUCUCUGCGGUUUGCCUGCUGUCAAUUCCCUACGAUUGGAGUGUGUCAUCUGCUGUGUCUGGCUUCUCUCACUCAGCACGUUUUGCGAGAUUCGUCCACGUUAUUCAGAGUAUUGAUAAUUCAAAGCACUUUUUAACUCUGAUCCCCUGAGGGGCAGGUGAGUACUGUGUCGGUAAGACUUUUUUAGAGUAUCAGUGGGCUGUCCCUCUUGGCUUUCUGAGAAGCUAACCUUCACCCUAGUCCAGGUGCCUGGGAGGAAAUUAGCAUCGGCUGCAGAAGGAAAUCCAGGAGAAAGCCCCAGGUAACCACCGCCUUUUCUCGAUCAUGAUGGUUGAAUUAACUCUGCAACAUAGUGGCUCUCAAACCACAUUUUGGACGAUAGCUUGUUGUCAUUGUUGUUUUUUCCAGUGCAAUAACUUUUAGCCAACAGCACACUAAAUAAAUAUGUUGAAAUCGGUGAUAUUUUGACCUCCAGGCAGGCAAAAACACAUCAGCCGUUUAACCAACAUGACAGCGUCUCGUCAAAGAAGACCGUAUGGCACGGAUUUGAAUGUUCACCACGUUUGCACGAACCCCGUGUACCGGGCGCGUAAACCCGGCCAGGAAGAUGCAGAGCAACACGUCCUAUGACUCUCGGCUCUCGUUACCACUGCGCGAUUCCCACAUCUCCAAGAACCCGUGUGCUCAGCCUUUAUUUCUCCCUAAUGAUGUUUAUCUGUAUACUCCUUGAAGUGCACCUUGAGAGCAAAGUAAUUGUGAGCCCAAAGGUUGAAAACUUAGUGAAGAAAACAUGAAGCAAGAAGGACGAACUUAUAAGGCGUGAUUCCCUCCCAGCCUCCUUCCCUCGACCCCUUUUGGUCCUUUGGUGAGUUCAGAAAAGACCUUUGUUACCUUACAUUCUAUGUCCAAACCAGAUUUAUAUACCUUCAUGCGUUAUUACUUGUAUGUACUUAUUUUCAUUGUACAAUUGACAGAGUUUUCUACCUGUGAAAAUGGUUGAAGUAUCUCAGAUUAGGAGAAAAUACAUCGUGAUUUUUUUUUCCCACUAAAAUUGAUGAGAACAAAUUUCUCAUGAAUGACUUUUCCCUUAGUAGCAAAAUUUCAGGAGUGGAUUUAGGUGCUUCAGCAGGGACGGGUGGGUGUAGAUUUCUGAAUUUCCAAACUGGGAUUCUGCAGCAUGACGAUCACCUUGAAUUGUCUAAAAUCCCUUUACACUCCUGGGGUCUGACUGUGGGUGGAGACUUUCAUAAAAGCAAUGCAGGCAGAAAGGGCAGAUAGAAGAACAGUGGCUCCUUGGCCCGCCCGGAGGUAGGAAAGAAAGGAGGAGAGAAAAAAGAGAUAAAAUUCGCAAAAAUGUCAACCGUUACCGACCAGUGAUCUUGGCCUCCUUAAGCAAUAGAAAUUGACAAGAGGCCAGACAAGAAAUUCAAGCAAGGCUUUAUUGGGGCCCCUGCUGCAGCAGAGGCGGGGCGGGGG